AUGGCUUCCAACACCCGUACCGAGAGCGAUGCCUUUGGCGAGAUCCAGGUCCCCGCCGACAAGUACUGGGGAGCUCAGACGGAGCGUUCGCUGGAAAACUUCAAGAUCAACCAGCCCCAGGACCGCAUGCCUACGCCCAUCAUCCGCGCCUUCGGUAUCCUCAAGGGCGCUGCUGCGACCGUCAACAUGAAGUAUGGUCUUGACCCCAAGGUUGGCGCCGCCAUCCAGCAGGCCGCCAGCGAGGUUGCUUCUCUCCAGCUCGCCGAGCACUUCCCUCUCGUCGUCUGGCAGACGGGCUCCGGCACCCAGUCCAACAUGAACGCCAACGAGGUCAUCUCCAACCGCGCCAUUGAGAUCCUCGGCGGCACCAUGGGCACCAAGAGACCGGUCCACCCCAACGACCAUGUCAACAUGUCCGCCUCCUCCAACGACACCUUCCCCACGGUCAUGCACAUUGCUGCCGUCCUUGACAUUGAGGAGUCGCUGUUGCCCGCGCUCAAGGACCUCCGCGACGCCAUCAACAAGAAGUCGCUGCAGUUUGAGCAUCUCAUCAAGAUUGGCCGCACGCACUUGCAGGACGCCACUCCUUUGACGCUCGGCCAGGAGUUCUCCGGCUACGUCACCCAGCUCGACUACGGCAUUGCGCGCGUCGAGUCGUCUCUUCCCCGCCUGAAGAUGCUGGCCCAGGGCGGCACUGCUGUCGGCACCGGCAUCAACACCUUCAAGGGCUUCGCCGAGGGCAUUGCCGAGGAGGUCAGCAAGAUGACGGGCUAUGACUUCGUCACCGCGCCCAACAAAUUCGAGGCUCUCGCCGCCCACGACGCUGUCGUCGAGGCGUCUGGCCAGCUCAACACCCUCGCCGUGUCGCUCUUUAAGAUCGCCCAGGACAUCCGCUUCCUUGGCUCCGGUCCCCGCUGCGGUCUGGGCGAGCUCAAGCUGCCCGAGAACGAGCCCGGCUCGUCCAUCAUGCCCGGCAAGGUCAACCCGACCCAGUGCGAGUCCCUGACGAUGAUCUGCACGCAGGUCUUCGGCAACCACUCGACCGUCACCUUUGCCGGCUCGCAGGGCAACUUUGAGCUGAACGUCUUCAAGCCCGUCAUGAUCAAGAACCUGCUCCACAGCAGCAGGCUUCUGGCUGACGGCAUGAAGAGCUUCGAGAGGAACCUCGUCCACGGCCUUGAGGCUGACGAGCAGAGAAUCGCUGCUAUCCUGAAGGAGAGUCUGAUGCUCGUGACCUGCCUGAACCCCAUCAUUGGUUACGACAUGGCCUCCAAGGUUGCCAAGAACGCGCACAAGAAGGGCACGACGCUCAAGGAGAGCGCGAUGGAGCUGAACGCGCUGAGCGAGGCCGAGUUUGACCAGCACGUCCGUCCUGAGCUCAUGAUUGCGCCCAAGGAGAAGAAAUAG
This is a messenger RNA of Aplosporella prunicola CBS 121167, 1407 nucleotides long. RefSeq lists its product as uncharacterized. Gene Ontology annotation, molecular function: fumarate hydratase activity. Gene Ontology annotation, cellular component: tricarboxylic acid cycle heteromeric enzyme complex; mitochondrion. The transcript is spliced from 2 exons. Gene Ontology annotation, biological process: tricarboxylic acid cycle; malate metabolic process; fumarate metabolic process. The record is from RefSeq and is a predicted model, not a curated record. Lineage: Eukaryota; Fungi; Ascomycota; Dothideomycetes; Botryosphaeriales; Aplosporellaceae. The coding region runs from base 1 to 1407 and encodes 468 amino acids.